Molecule: messenger RNA, 399 nt
Organism: Striga asiatica
Lineage: Eukaryota; Viridiplantae; Streptophyta; Magnoliopsida; Lamiales; Orobanchaceae
Source: the annotation of a GenBank genome assembly
AUGGAUUUCUGGCGGUGGCCCAAAUACCGGCGAUGCCCUAUUAUCAGCUUAGCAAAGUUGCCGCCAUGUGUCAUUACAAAAACGUCGGAUUUCAGGCAAACCAAGAAGUCGAGAGCUGCGAGGCUCGUCACGUGCUUUUUGAAGCCGUCCAGCUCGAACUUAUCAGCUAGUUCCUCCUUUGUGACCUGUAAAAGAUUCCCAUUCCCCGAAGCAUCACAGCUACCUCGCCCGGCUCAAGAGGGCACCGACCUUCCUUACGCUUCUGAAGAGCUAAGGCCCAAAGAUGAGAACCAUCCUGCAAAGGAGCAAAAGGCGACAGCUCACCCCAGUCGAUCGACAAAAGGUUUUAGAGCCAUUAUCUUCUUUUCCUUGAUACGAGGCAAAACGUUGUCUAUGUAG